UUCUCCCUGGAUUUUUUCAAUGCAAUCAUACAAAGAGAGGCACCAGUGCUUUAUUCGAUUCUCAACAGUCUAACGAAUAUCAACUCUACACCCACAAGAUCACCAAAGACAAUCCUAUCAUUAAUAGUCAGUAUGAUCCUCAACCUCCGUUCUCGCACCUGCAACUACAUACAGAUGAUGAUGGGCUUAUUUUUGUUCAGUACUGGGACUCAGCGUAAGGUGAUCGAAGUACUCUCUGCCGCUGGCUUCUCUGUGUCUUACGCCUCUAUCCUCAACGGCCUUAAUUCAUUGACCGAGGGUGCGAUGAAAAAGGUACAAUCGGUGGUGAAGGACAAGUCAUGGUUCCUCCUGUAUGAUAACAUUAACUUUGCGAGCCAGAAAUACGACCAGCGGGCCACCAACAGAGACAGUUUUGAGAACGGGACAACUGCAACUAUUGUUGAAUGCCCCGACAUUAACGUGGGGCCGGUAGUUAACGACCCAUAUCGGCUUCUCACUCUCAAUAGCUUGGUGCCUACAGCGGGGAACCAACGCCAUUUCGAAGAUUCCUAUCGGUUUCACGUUAAAGGGAUACUCCAGAGGUAUCUCAGCCGCUUUGAGGGUUGCUCAAACCCUGCCCCAAUUAGCAAUCGGAUAGCGACUACCAAAACUGCAACGUACCCAUUACCGGCGAUGAAAAUUGAUGAAUCUACGAUUGAAGGCAACAAAUCAAUCAUUGACACUGUCAUGCACAAAAAACUUUGCAUACAGACGGAGUGGUUCCGGGACAAUUACCAGAUCAUCAUUGCUGGAGAUCUGUUCACUGUAUCGAGGAUUCGAUCGCUAAAGAGAUACUCUAGGGAUGAAGUUUCGCC
Lobosporangium transversale is the source of this 854-nucleotide messenger RNA. RefSeq lists its product as hypothetical. Lineage: Eukaryota; Fungi; Mortierellomycota; Mortierellomycetes; Mortierellales; Mortierellaceae. The annotation marks the transcript as partial. The transcript has a single exon. The record is from RefSeq and is a predicted model, not a curated record.